CUUUAUCGUGACACCGUUUUGUGCGUGUUCGAGAGUUGGCCGGUUCGUUCGUUCGUUCGAUCGGUCGGUUCCGCCGUGAUCGAUCGGUCGGCUUUUGUGCUCUCGAUGAAUCCAGUGAUAUAGCAAUUUACCCUGUGCAUAGUGGUGCAUCGUUCCUGCGACGAUCCCAAACCGCGAAACUUACUGAUGUAGAUCAACAUGGCUGUCAACAUAAAAUUCACAAAAUUCGACAACACACCAUGGGGAUUUCGAUUGGCCGGUGGAAGCGAUUUUCCACAGCCACUGACUGUCAUCAGAGUAUCGGAGGAAAGCCUCGCAGAAUGCAUGGGCUUGAAGGUCGGCGACGUCGUAGUGAGACUAAACGAUCAACCCAUCAGCAGCUUGACCCACGGUCAGGCGCACGAGGAGCUCAUGCGAGCGGGGAAUAAUUUCGUUUUGGGUGUGUUAAGACAAGAAGAUCCCCUCAAGGCUUUGGAGGCGCUGUCCGAGGAGAACAUCGUUCCAUACAAGAUCCCACUCGCAGACUUGCCGCCGCUGUUCCCGGAGGAGAUCUUGAAGGAGGAGACCGUGAUCGAGCGGACGGAGGUGACGAUCACGUACGAGGAACAGCCGCUCGAGGAGGAGGUCAAGCCAGAAGUGGAACCGCUCCCGGACAAGCCCAAAGACACGAACAGCGAGAUCGUGCCCAAUCAGAACCUCACCGACGACGAGAUCGCGCAGCUCAUUCUAGAGGAAGAGGAGCUCCUGAACGAUAAAGGAGUUUUGGGGGUGAACUUCAAGAAGCUCCGUCCCCGCGUGACGUCGUUGAAGCAGUCGAAGGUGAUAGAGGAGCUGCAGAAUCUCGCGACGUCCGAGCCGCCGUUGGUGGAGCAGCUGAAACGCACGUCCGUGUUCCUGCAGAAGCCACAGCGGCCGAUCCCGGCGCCCCGCAAGAAGCCCGAGGAACAGGAAGAGACCGAGGUCGAGUCGUACAGAGUGGUGAUAAAGAAGCAGCAAAGAAGGACCAUCACCGACCGGCUGCUGGAGAGCGGGCUGCUGAAACCGGAAGACGAAAAGACCCCGGAGCCCCCGACUCCCGAGGUAAACAUGGCCAGUAACGAAACGCUGGCGAUAGUCGAGGAGGACGAUCGUUCGUCGGUCGAGGUUCCCUGCUCGCCGGAACAGGAACAGCUCGAGUAUCUCGCCACGCGUCCCGAGGUGUUCGUCACGUAUCUCGAGAUCGACCCGAGUCGAUGCUCGUCCCGCGACGGGGAGGUAGUCACGACGCCCCAGUUGUCGAAACGCAGGGAGAACGCGCCCGUGGCGCGACGACCGCCGUGCAAGCGCAGAUUGAAACGGUUCUACACGAGGGCGCACUACCUACGGGGGUGCCUGUUCGGGAAGAGGGGCCACGUCGAGGCCAAGAAACCGACGAAACCGAGGUCCUCGUUCAGGGAGCGGCUCUGCCAGCCGAACGACGACCGCGAUCGCGCGACACCAGCCGUCGUCCUGGCCGCGGACCAGUCCGAGAAGCAACCGCGUCGCGGGGGCGUCGAGAAAUCCUCGAGGUCCAGGAUGAGGGGUCGUUACCUCGAGACGUAUCUGAAACGGGUGGUCGAGGGGCUGCUCGAGGGGCUGCUCGAGGGCUCGGACGGCGCCUCCUCGAGCAAGCUGUUCGAUCUACUUGGCGAGAAAGAGGUCUCGUGCAGACGGACCCGUUACGCGGAGAGGAUCCUCGCGAGGACCGUCCGGUUCCUGGUCGUUCGUCUGCGUUCCGACGUGUUCGCGUACCUGGAACGCUCGACGAGCGCCGCGGCGCCGUGCUCGCGGACCCGCAGGCGUCUCUACUUUAAGGGUCGUUACUUCCAGCGCGUGAUCCGGAAGAACCUCGAGUGUCUGACGAAUUAUAUCAAGGGCGUUCCGUCGCCGGUCGGCGUACGCGCCGCCAGGAGGAGGAGCUCGACGAUGAUCAAGACGAAGGGUCGUUACUUGGAGAGGUGCUUGAUCCGUAACGGUCUGCUCGAUCGUUUCCCGACGCGUCCGUCCUCAGUGGUCUCCUCCAAGCGGAAGCUGUUCGUUCGCGCUCGUUACGCGGAACGCGUCGCUAAGAUGCAUCUCGAGUCGCUAGGUUCGAUCGUUCGUUACGUUCGUCGCCAGGUUCUCCAGAGUGUUUCCGAUUCCUCGUCGAGGAGCGAUCUGAUUCGUUCCUCGAAAGACUUCAUCAGCGCCGAGGUGUUCCAUCGCGGUAGCAGGCGUCUAUCGAGGUCCUCCAGAGUCACCGUGCCCCGAGAAACCUCGACGAGCCUCGCGAACCUUCUCCGCGGUUUCGUUCGCGAUUUCGAUUGGCUUCCGUUGAUCUUCGCCCGCGGAUCGAAGGACGUAGAGAAGAAGGCGGUCCAGGACGGCGAUCGCGACGGUCGCCGGUUGUCGUUCGUCCCGACGAUCCUCUACGAGGGCCUGACGAAUCGCAUAGGCGUCGAUUUCACGAGACUGGUCGCGUACGCGUUCGUGCCAUGCACCUCGAUCAUCUUAUUGUACAUGUACAAGUAGAUCGUUCGAUGGUCUAUAACCGAGUAUGACGCCAACAUCGGACAGUACUGUUAUAAUGCUUACGAUUAUGUUUAGAUUUAAAACGACGUCACAUGUUCUAGGACAUCCCUAACAGACGCUAGAUCAUCAUGGGCCAUCUGUAAACGUAUAGAAACGAAAAUGAUAAUGAAACAGUGUUCGUCGUAAAGUGUGUGUUCUGUAUCUUCAUGUCCAGUGUAACAUGUAACAUGUUUCUCGUGACUAGAGGCUGUUGGUACUUGUCCCUGGGGCCGUGCACAGAAAAAUAAUUAACUAAUACUCGAUUUAUUUCGAUCGUUGUAACGUUUUACUAAAGUAACAGCAUCUACCUUAACCCCUCAGCGACGGAUGACCGCGACUCUCCGUUUCCGUCACCGGAACCAGCGAGUCGCGUAUUCCGAUAAACUCGUUCACUAAUAUACAUACGUCUUAUUAACUCAGUUUAAUAUGGAUUCAAGAUUCUUAUCUGUACGAUACUUAUAAUAAUCUUGGCGGGAGUCUGUACCGUGGUGGACCGACUCUGAGGGGUUAAUCGGUACUUUAUUCUCUGUUCGAUCGGUACGGUGCCCCAGAAAAUAUAUUUUAAAACUUUUAUUCGGUAAUUAGGACCAAAUUUAAUUUUCCAGCGGGGCAAUCCAUGGUCUUCUGCCAUUAUUCUUACUUCGUUCUCUGUAAAACGUGGUAAUUGGACGAAUCAAAUUCUGAACUAGCGAUUGUAUUCUUUCGAAAAUUCCUGAGAGUAUGAAUUAUAGAGUUACACUUUCUUGGCAAUUCAAAAGAAAUUCAAGAUAUAUUUUCGUAAUCAACAAAAUAGAUUUCCUACUAUUUCGAUGAAUAAUUUAAAGAUUCCAGAGAGCAAAGAGACCAAGAUUUUCUGAGGCACCCUAACGUUCCACGAGGUAAACGAAUCGUUUGUUUCGGGACGGUGUAACGCACGGCCCCGCAAGUACACGUAACCGUAGUACAAUACUUAUUAAAAAAGAAAAAUACAAAAGUCGAAAGUGAUCGUCACUAGCACGUCGAAUUCAUUCGCAUCUAGUCUAACGAGUGUAGAGUAGAACUCUCGAAUCUCGCGUUAUCAUGCACGCGUAGAUCGAUGCAUGUAUCGUAUCUUACAUAUACUCUCAUUGUCAAUGUACGCACAAACAUGGAUUGUCGAGAAAAAAAAAAAGUACGUUCGAAAUAAAAAGCAAAUGUAUCUGGAUGCACCCAUUGCUAGAGUCUCGAUAACCCUUUAAUGCCAAACAAAAAAAGAAAAAAAGAAAAAAAUAAUAGAAGUUGUUGGGACGCAGCUGUCUCGUCCGGAACGACGAUCUAUCCCGAUAUCCUGUCCGUUCUCCGGAAACGAACACGAGUACUAACUCUCCGUAUCGAACGUAAAGUACUCGUAACGAUAACGAU
Colletes gigas is the source of this 3948-nucleotide messenger RNA. RefSeq names its product protein IWS1 homolog. Gene Ontology annotation, molecular function: actin binding; muscle alpha-actinin binding. The record is from RefSeq and is a predicted model, not a curated record. The transcript has 6 exons. Gene Ontology annotation, biological process: muscle structure development; actin cytoskeleton organization. NCBI's taxonomy places the organism in Eukaryota, Metazoa, Arthropoda, Insecta, Hymenoptera, Colletidae. The coding region runs from base 199 to 2529 and encodes 776 amino acids. Gene Ontology annotation, cellular component: stress fiber; filamentous actin; adherens junction.